This is a messenger RNA of Heterobilharzia americana, 234 nucleotides long. The record is from the annotation of a GenBank genome assembly. NCBI's taxonomy places the organism in Eukaryota, Metazoa, Platyhelminthes, Trematoda, Strigeidida, Schistosomatidae.
AUGCUCCGUGUAGGUGACCGCAUCACGAAUCACGUUCUCCAAGAACACCUUCAGGACACCACGAGUCUCCUCGUAGAUCAAGCCAGAGAUACGUUUGACACCACCACGACGAGCCAGACGGCGGAUAGCAGGCUUCGUGAUACCUUGGAUGUUGUCGCGAAGCACCUUCCUAUGUCUUUUAGCUCCUCCUUUACCCAAACCCUUUCCACCUUUACCACGACCAGACAUCUCUCA